AUGUCCGAGUCCGUGGCUACCGAACAAGCCGUUGUGCGCGACGUCGACCGCCAUGACGAGGUCGACGACGACGAUGUCGCCUCGGACCUGGAGCAGCCGCAGCCAAGGGCGACCAACGUCGACCCCGUCGAGGAAUUCAUCAAGCCGCUCGUCCUGGAAGAGUCGCGCCUCUACUCGCUCGCUCGCCGCUUCUCCGAGGUCUAUCGACACCUUGCCCUGACCUCCGACCAGCAAUUCCUCCCAACUCCCGUCACCAAGCUGCCCACCGGCGAGGAGGUCGGCCGCUACCUGGCCAUUGAUGUCGGUGGCAGUAACCUUCGAGUCGCCUUUAUCGAACUGCUUGGCGAGGGCGCCGACACGGACAAGAGUGAUACCAUCCGCAAGGCUCAACGACAGCGCGUGAGGCGGACGCUGGAGAAGGCAUGGCCGAUUCAGGAACAUCUGAAGAUGGACAAGGCUGACGACCUAUUUUCUUGGAUUGGUGACUGCAUUGCCGAAGUUAUAGCUGACAGUCUGUCUUCUGACGCGACCAAGGGGAAGAUUCCCGAGGAACUCGAGAUGGGCAUCACUUUUAGUUUUCCUAUCAUGCAAGAAUCCGUCUCCGAGGCUACGUUGAUGCCAAUGGGCAAAGGAUUCGCCAUAACAUCCGACCUCAAUCUUCGCAACAUUCUCCUUGCUGGCUACGAGAAGCACACCCGGCGAUCAGAGGACGACCAACCCUCGAGCAAGCGACGGAAGAUCUUUGCCCUACCCAAGCUGAAAAUAGCUGCUAUCACCAACGAUACUGUCGCUACUAUCAUCUCCUCCGCAUACUGUGUCAAGGCACUCCCCAACAGCCGUGUCGCAAUGGCUAUCAUUGUUGGCACUGGCUGCAAUGCCACGAUACCAAUGGCACUCGACGACCUGCACGAGUCCAAGGCCAAGCUGGUCAGCUCAAGAGAGCCCGAGGCGACGCAGACGGUGGUCAAUACGGAAAUAACCAUUUCGGGUGCCGCAGCACCUCUAGGAGAACUAGAAAUAACGACCAAAUGGGACGUUGAACUUGAUCGGGCGUGUGCUCGCCCCGGGUUCCAGCCAUUGGAAUACAUGACUGGUGGCCGCUACGUUGGGGAGCUUGUUCGCAUUGUUCUCUUCGACUACCUCACCAACGUGGUAGGCGUCUCAAAGCGAGAACUGCCCGCUACCUUGGUACAUGAAUACGCCCUAUCUACAACCUUCCUUUCCGACAAAGUCGCACGAAUCCGCUCCGACCAAGAACUAGCGACGGAGCUCACCCGAUCACUGCCUCCCCCGGAAUCCAGCGAUUGGAGCUGGGACAAGGCAACUGCAGCGGCAUUUAGGAGAAUCGCCAGGGCCGUCCAAACUCGUUCGGCCGGCCUCAUUGCCUCGGCAGUCGUUGGACUGCUAGCCUGCACACGUGAGAUCCAGUUGAAAGAUGACAGUUCACGAAACACGCCACAACCAACAUCUGCCAAUGAUUCCAAGGAGGGAAACAAUAUCCAGCCAGAGAACAUUGCUACGGUGGCGGACGAAAAACUAGCUCGUAAUGCGUCUAAUCGGGGGCUCAUAGUCCCGGUGCUCGCCCCAGCACCGGCCGAUUGGCAGUCUGGGCCCGAGGAACUGGUCGUUGCUUACACAGGUGGCAUCAUCCAGAACUAUCCCAACUUUAAGGAAACAUGCCAAAGCUACGUUGAUCGACUGAUCAUGAGAACCGGCCCGCAGAAGAGUGGGAGAUCGGUAUUCCUCCGCGAAGCCUCGGAUGGUGGUGUAAUUGGUGCUGGCGUGCUGGCAGGCAUGGUCGCCCACCAAGUAUAG
This is a messenger RNA of Talaromyces rugulosus, 1815 nucleotides long. RefSeq lists its product as uncharacterized. Gene Ontology annotation, biological process: glycolytic process; glucose 6-phosphate metabolic process; intracellular glucose homeostasis. The record is from RefSeq and is a predicted model, not a curated record. The coding region runs from base 1 to 1815 and encodes 604 amino acids. Lineage: Eukaryota; Fungi; Ascomycota; Eurotiomycetes; Eurotiales; Trichocomaceae. Gene Ontology annotation, molecular function: mannokinase activity; D-glucose binding; glucokinase activity. Gene Ontology annotation, cellular component: mitochondrion; cytosol. The transcript is spliced from 2 exons.